GAACGAUGAAAGAUUGCACAAAAUUCAACAAGGUUACUACAGAGGAGGAUUAAAGAUGGAAUCGUUCACUGGUGUUGAUUCUCCAAGAUCAGGAACAAUCAUAGAGGGCGUUGGAGAUGAGAUUGUGCAUUCUGUUUUCGGUGUUUUUAUUGUAAUUGCAAUUCCUCUCACGAUUGCUUUCCUCAACAGAAACCAAACUGGUUCAAGAGUUAUCCAUCCAGACAAUGUGCAGAGGGUUUUUGAAGCAAGGCAACGAUUAGGGGUUGAUUCAGAGACAGUGAGCGAUCGACAACAAGAACAACAACAACAACAACAACAACAAGGUCAACAUCAACAUGAUGAGCAGCUCCAAAAUGGCAAUGCCCAAACCCCACCCAUUAGACGGAGAUACAACUUGGACCCCACAUGUCCUGUUUGUCUAGCAGAGUUAGCGUACGCUACAGAGACAAAUUGUGGUCAUGUUUUUUGCGGAAACUGUUUGAUAACCUACUGGAGGCAUGGCAACUGGCUUGGGUCAAUCAGAUGUCCAGUGUGCAGACAACAGGUGACUCUCUUAUUGCCAUGUUUCCGUGAAGUUGAUCAAACCACAGAUGAUGCCCAGCAAGUUAUCAAUGAGAUCAAUGAAUACAACAGAAGAUUCUCUGGCGAGCCGAGACCACUGAUGGACUACGUCCGUGACCUCCCGACCCUCUUUCGCCACGCCAUGAGAGAGUUCUUCACCCUUAGUGGUCUCGUGUGGAUGUUCCGUCUUCGCAUCAUCAUCUGUUUCUUCGCCGCCCUCUUAUAUUUCAUCUCGCCGUUGGACAUCAUUCCCGAGGCGGUCUUCGGCAUCCUGGGUUUCCUUGACGAUCUGUUCAUUCUCCUUUUGCUCGCAAUUUAUGUCACCAUCAUAUAUAGAGGAUUUAUCGCAGCUAGAGCCGGGGUCGCCUGAAACAAAAAAACAAUCAACAAAUCAUAUUUUUUAUAUCUUUCACAAUGAAAUGGUGAACUCGUUUUGGAGAUGCAGCUGCAAUAUACACGUGGUAUAUGGAGGAAAUUUGAAUUUUUGCAACUUAAGUUGGUGUGUUUCAUUCCUUGAUAUAAAUGUUACGAAUUCUUUUGAAUUUUACGGGCGGUAGGAUUAAAACGAAAACCAGAAUGUUGUGUAGGAUUCUGCUGGAUUGCUAAUGCUUACAUGUAGGAAUCCUUGAGAUUUAACAGGUUUGAGUACAUCCGGGCAGUUGUUGCUUUGUAACAGUUGAUGAUGAUGAUGAUGCGAGAGUGUAGUCUAUCCUACACCAACUCGGGACUUGGUGGCAGCCCUCUACUCUCUCCUGUCCAGCAUUAAGGUCCUCAUCUCCCUGUGUCACUGAGGCCAACAUCUAGCCAUAGAGUGUCAAUGAAUGUGGCUCGCCUCCCUCCCCUUCUGCCAGUUAGCUGAGUGGAGGGCUGCGACCAAGUCCGGGGUUGGUGUAGGAUAGACUACGCUCUUGCAUCAUCAUCAUGAAUAUUUUUCAGGCAAACGUAGCGACCGCUAAGUUUGAUGUCAUCUGUAGAUCUGUCAACAUUCCAAUCCUAAUUUCCAAUUCAUGUCUUUGAGUUGGAGAAGGUAAUUAGAUACCUUGAGCCUUGCUUGGUUCCAAAUGAAAAGUUCAAGUGCACUUUUAACUUUUAAACAAAUAGUUGUUGUACCCAUCAGGAACACACGUCUACCUUAAUAAUGGCUUGUCAAAAAACAAAUUCUUGCUCAAA
Asterias rubens (European starfish) is the source of this 1731-nucleotide messenger RNA. Its product is annotated as E3 ubiquitin-protein ligase RNF170-like. Gene Ontology annotation, molecular function: ubiquitin protein ligase activity. The coding region runs from base 56 to 931 and encodes 291 amino acids. Lineage: Eukaryota; Metazoa; Echinodermata; Asteroidea; Forcipulatida; Asteriidae. The record is from RefSeq and is a predicted model, not a curated record. The transcript is spliced from 5 exons.